Messenger RNA from Paramecium octaurelia, 612 nucleotides. Lineage: Eukaryota; Ciliophora; Oligohymenophorea; Peniculida; Parameciidae. The record is from the annotation of a GenBank genome assembly.
CAAGUUAUAUUAUUAUAAUAGCCAUAAAAAGAAGAAGUUUUAUUACAUAAAUAUAAGAAAUUUUAGGAGAGACUUCAUAAUGAAUAAUUAAGAAACUUUAACUUUGUAAGAACCUAGAAUUUGGACACUAAAAUACAUAAUUUGUUUUCAAUUUAUUAACCUGGUCACAAACACAUAGCCAUCUAAGAAGCAAGUGUUAAAUGGAAUAAAAAUUAAAUACCAAAAAAAUUGACAUUUAAUGCAAUCUAAAUAAGUAAGAUGUCAACAAUAUUUUAGACAUAUUUAAAAAUAUUUAGCUGUGUAAACUAUAGCAUGCAAUUCCUUUGACACCUUUGGUAAUAUCAACUUUAUCGUUAAGAAACCAGACUUAAUCGGAAACAUAUUAUCUACUUAUCUUGAAGAGCUUAAGCACGAGAUUUGAAGAGUACUAUUUACGCAUCAUAUUCAUAAUAUCAUGCUCUAUAUAUAGAAUCGAGAGAAGUGAAGCAUUUAUCACAAGUUAUUGAGCGAUUCUAUUGCUACUCUCAGCAUAAACGUGUAAGAUUAAUAAAUACAAUCAAGUAAGGACUUGGACAUUGUAGUAUCAACACAUCAUUAACUUUGAUCUAAAAU